Messenger RNA from Chionomys nivalis (European snow vole), 1211 nucleotides. RefSeq names its product uridine phosphorylase 1 (gene Upp1). Gene Ontology annotation, cellular component: cytosol; cytoplasm. Gene Ontology annotation, biological process: nucleotide catabolic process; uridine catabolic process. Gene Ontology annotation, molecular function: uridine phosphorylase activity. The record is from RefSeq and is a predicted model, not a curated record. The transcript has 9 exons. Bases 266 to 1201 code for a protein of 311 amino acids. Lineage: Eukaryota; Metazoa; Chordata; Mammalia; Rodentia; Cricetidae.
AGCAGCCUCGCUCCGCAUUCUUGACCGCAUCUACGCCGUCAUUCAUUUCUGGCAUAUUCCCUUCCCGUUACCAGAUAGAUGGACCUGGGCCCUGGCACUAGAGGUGACCUUGGGUAGCCGUACAGUCACUUCUAGACCGUUUCUUUGCCUGUGGAACAGGGCUUGGUGGAGUGACUCGCCGGUGACUGGGGUGGUCUCUGACACUCAGGCAACCUUUCCCGGACGUGGACCUCCAAUCUUUUGACAGGCCUGCUGCAGUGGGAGGAUGGCCGCAACAGGAACUGAAGCAAAGGACCUCACAAACCAUCACAAUGACUGCUUCGUUCAGCUUUCAAAUCCAAACAUAGCAACCAUGAAGGAAGAUGUUCUCUACCACUUCAACCUCAGCACCAGCACCCACGAUUUCCCUGCUAUGUUUGGGGAUGUGAAGUUCGUGUGUGUUGGUGGAAGCCCUUCCCGGAUGAACACCUUCAUCAGGUAUGUGGCUGCUGAGCUGGGCCUUGACCAUCCAGGGAAAGAGUACCCCAACAUCUGUGCAGGCACUGACCGCUACGCCAUGUAUAAAGUCGGACCUGUGCUGUCUGUGAGCCACGGCAUGGGCAUCCCUUCCAUUGGGAUCAUGUUGCAUGAACUCAUCAAGAUGCUGUACCAUGCCAGGUGCUCCAAUAUCACCAUCAUCCGCAUCGGCACUUCCGGCGGGAUAGGUCUGGAGCCUGGCUCAGUGGUCGUCACCCAGCAGGCAGUGGAUGAGUGCUUCAAGCCAGAGUUUGAGCAGAUUGUCCUGGGAAAGCGGGUGGUUCGCAGCACCAACCUGGAUGCGCAGCUGGUGCAGGAGUUGAUGCAGUGCGCCUCAGACCUGGAUGAAUUCCCCACCGUUGUGGGCAACACCAUGUGCACCUUGGACUUCUAUGAAGGGCAAGGCCGUCUGGAUGGUGCCCUCUGCUCCUACACGGAGAAGGACAAGCAGGCCUAUUUACGAGCAGCCCAUGCCGCAGGCGUCCGAAAUAUUGAGAUGGAAUCUUCAUUGUUUGCCACCAUGUGCAGUGCCUGUGGCCUGAGAGCGGCUGUGGUGUGUGUCACCCUCCUGGACCGACUGCAAGGGGACCAGAUCAACACUCCCCAUGAUGUGCUGGUGGAAUACCAGCAGAGACCUCAGCGACUGGUGGGCCACUUCAUCAAGAAGAGCCUCGGGAAGGCCUGAGGCUCUUGUC